AUGCGCCGAUUCUAUGAUGUCCUCAUCUGGACCCAUGUGAACCCUUCGAUUUCUCGGUAUUUCAGCACGGAGUUCUUUCAAUUGUUUGGCCGUCAUCCGACUUCUAUUCCCCCCUCUCGGCCUCAACUCGAAGUCACUACGAAGACGAUAGAACACGUUCCACCGAUCUCGCACUCGCUAUGGAAGGAACAGCUAAAAUUUUUUGAAAAUGAAGUGUACUCAAAUCCGAACAGUGUGGAUAACACGGUGUGUUUGAACACAUUGAAGUGCUUCAGUACAUUUCUUUCUCAUCCAGCGCAUCGGAGAUCUGUGGCUGUAGAAAUGCUAUGGAAGAAGGCCCUGGAAGUUCUCUCCGCAUCUCAUAUUGGAGGCGAAGCAGUUGUACAAAAUAUGGUAUAUACCGCUUUUAUACUGUACUACAGCAGAAAAUACCUCGAGUGUAAGGAACUGACGUAUUCGGCUCUAGGUCCAAUCUUCCAAGAGACGUCAACCGAGCUCACGUCGCUGCCUCAGUAUCAAGCAUUUCUGCAAUUACUGAGUCUUUAUGUUCUUUCUGGCAUGCAGGUUGGGCAUAGGAUUGAUACCAAGGCGCAGCUGACUUCCACACGUCUUCUUAGCGAAUCCGUGCGUAAAAUGCGGAAUGCUACUAAUAAAAGUGAGCAGCGCUUGGUUGCGAGCUCCAUUCUACUUUUACUUUACAGCUAUGACUGGGUUUACCACUUUUUAUCCACAACUGGCCAAUCAUCAGCCAAUGGACUCGAUAACUCGUUUGUAAUGCGGUUGCGUUCACUGGGACCUAGUUGGGCAAAGAGUUUGUUUCAGAAUUCACCACAAUCUACCAGGGAAGUAGUUUCUGCGAUAUCUCAGCAGCCGCAGAGAAGCCCACCUUCACUCUUUUUCAUCACCGGAAGGCAGGCAGAGACGGAGGGAGAUGUGAAUUCAUUACGUAUUCUGCUUCAAAGCAGCAUCAAAAUGGAGGAAGCUUUUCCAAACAUCCGUGUGUUUGGAAUGUCUGUGCUGUUGGCUGACAUUUUCAUGAAAAUUCAAAAGAGAGGGGGUGCCCUCGCAGAACGGGCGUUGGAUUACGCGGGUGGGUCCCUUAGCGCGGAAACCUUAGCUAUCGUUGGGGACACUUCGUGGGGGUAUAAAAAAGCAAUUUAUUGGCUUACUGAGAUGCGCGGACCGGAGGCGUAUUUUGCUCUAAAAAAAAUUUUAUUCCAUAAAGAUCCUUCCGUGUUUGCAGAGUUGCAGGAGUCCCAUGGGGAUGUACUAACGGGAAAGAGGGGUGCCAAUUGGAAGGCGGCGCUUGCUCAGAUCAAUUCCUCUCUUUCGUUCGCAGAUUCUACUUGGCGUAGGCAGCUCCCUACAACACUUCGCCUCUUGAGCGAUGCGGACAGGAAAAAAGAAUUUUUUGAUCUCAUUCGCGAGUAUGACUUACGGGAUGGGACGCACAACCUCAUGGUGGCGGCCUCGCUUGCCCAAAUGCUACGGCGCUCUGGCAAGUGGUAUCACUACAAUCAGGUGAUCGAUUUAAUAGCCGCCUCGAACAUUCCGCAAAGUGAGGAGGGGGAUGGGUUUCUGAAGGAAGCCUGUCUUCAAACCAUAUACGCGUUGCGCAACGCGAACCGGUGGGAGGAGGCACUUUCCACGUACGCGCUCAUGAGGUCGGUUAUGCCGGCUCAGGUUCACCGGCUAUUAUGCUUUAUGAUAUGCGGCAUGCCGCCCUCUUCCCCUUGGCAAAACGCGCUUCAAACGCUCUCCGCGGUCGCGCCGGUUCCUCCGGAAUGCCUGAAGACAUUGGCGUGCAUGUACGGCGAUGACGACGAGGUUCCUCAAACACCACGUGAACGAAAGUACAUACUUCACGGGCUGAUUCGAGUGGGCCGCUGGGAGACGCUCUUGAAGGUUGCCAAGGCCAACCCUGAUGAGGUGGAGUGUUGGAUUGCAUUUUUUAAGGCCUCGGAGGCCUGCGGGUGUGUGGUGCCUUACGAGGCCUCUUUACUACGUCAGACCCCAUUGAGUGUGUGGCGCGACGAAAGGGUUCUCAAGCAAGCAUUUCUCAGCAGUUUCGCUAAUGGCUUUCUGAAGGAGCUUGAUGAGGUUCUUGAAGAAAUAUCGGGACAGUGUUCACUUUCAAAGGAGGUGUCUGGACUGAUUAGGUUUUUAGUACAUGGGAGGACUUCAAAAGGGACACAAAUUUCGGAUUCAUACCUGGGUCACUGUUAUACAUCUUUUGUAUCUGCUUUCAAGGGGAAAAUUUGUGUUUCCAUUGAUCCCAAGGUUUCUAAGGGGCCUCAACCAUCCUCAACAGAUCGGCGAGGCGACCUGGCUGCGUGGUUCAAGGUCCCGGAGUUUUGUAUUGCCCGUGCUCAAUCAGGUUCUGAUACAUCCUACUACCUACAGCCCUUUCCUUUAGUUAAUACGAUCCCCAAGCAGCUGUUUUACGCAAACAGUGAGAUCGUGAUAGGAUACAAACCGAUUGGGGCUUCGAUACAGUCUGUCGCAAGAGGAGUUCUUCGUUUUGUAGAUACCCAUGGAACUUACCGCAUAGGGUUUUUGAUAGCACCCAGCGCAAGUGGGCUGUUUUUGCUACGAAAAUCUGUCAUUGGAGUCAAAAAUAUGGAACUGACUCUCCAGAUUGAGAUGGAACUCAUACCUUGCAGUGUCUGUCCCUCGCCUUUGCUCUCCGCUAAGUUUUUUGCGCGUUACAAGAUGGUAUUUCUUGACCGGAGUAAAUCAGAAGGUGUAGUGAAAUUGCUUGCUACCCUUUCAAGAGUCCCUUUAGCGUCUGCUAACGACAUGAUAAGGAACCUUAAGAUGGAUCUUAAUUCUGAAGGCUGGACCUUUGUGGAGGAGGAUGUAGAUUUUGGGGACUCUUACCGUGUCAGGCAACUGAACGUGCUUGAUCUACAUUUGGGGAAACAUUCACAAUUUACUAUUCCUUCGUCCCGUCUCAAAAACUACUCACAUUAA
Molecule: messenger RNA, 2973 nt
Organism: Phytomonas sp. Hart1
Lineage: Eukaryota; Euglenozoa; Kinetoplastea; Trypanosomatida; Trypanosomatidae
Source: the annotation of a GenBank genome assembly